CGACGAACAACGACUCCACUUCUAUUCAUUCAAAAGUUGACAGCAGUGGACUCGUUACUCCAAACAAGGACUCCAAUCAGCGGAGAAGACUCUCCUUUCCAAUCGUUCUUCAUCAUUCCAUUGCAAGGUUGUGCCUAAUCAGACACAAGUAGAAUUUGAUCAAUUUCUCGCAAAGCAAUGGUUCUUGGGAUGAAAUCCAAGCACAAAAAAGGUGUAGCUGUUGGAGUCGAAUAUAUGGUUACCAUAGAGGAGAUUAAGCCCUGGCCUCCAUUAGAAAGCUUGAGGUCUGUUCAAAUUGUAUUGAUUAAAUGGGAAAAUGGUAGUGAGAGCUCCGGAUCCUUUCAUGCUGUUACUGGUGACUCCAGCAUUGCAUUUCGUGAGUCUUUCAGGCUUUCCACAACACUGUAUUGGAAGAAGGCCACAGCAAAGUUUGGUAAAAACUAUUUGGAAUUCAGCUUGUCUGAGACUCGUAAGGACAAAGUUAAAGGUCAUCUCUUGGCUACAGCUUCACUAAACCUGGCAGAUUAUGGAAUGAUUGACGUCGAAUUAAAACUAAAUGUUCCUUUAACUUUCAAGAAAAUAUCUAAUGGCUCCGUGCAGCCGGCUCUGGCAAUUAAGUUGGAACUGAUUGAAAAGGAUACAUCUUAUUCUUCGCCUGGUGUUGGUUUUUCGAAUGAACCAUCUCUGGAUGGCGGUGAUGAUGAUGACUCAGAAAUCGCGUCUUAUACAGAUGAUGAUGUCGUCUCUUCUCGUUCAUCACGAACUGCUGGCUCUUCAGCCUUUGAGCUUGCCAUGCCGUCACCAUCUCGAAGUGAGAAGAGUGGACACGGAAAUCAUUCAUCAGCUGGUGCAUCAUCAGAUACAUGGAAGUCAGUGAAACGUUAUGUUUCUUCGUCUAAACUUUCUGAACGAAGCAUGUCACUUGUCAAGAAGAGCUCUAGUCCCCCCUUAAACAUAUCUUCUCCCUCAUUCACAAAUUUCCAAGAUAGCAGUGGGGAGUUAUAUGAUGCCUCCAAAAGCACUCCAUUUGUGCAAGUACAAUCCUUUGAUAGACUUGCACAUGACGCUAUGUCAGCCAAUCAUUAUGGAGAAUAUGGUGCUAAGUCCAAUUCUUUGUACUCCCUUUCUGCUCGAGAAAACGAGUGGCAGUCCGAAGCUUUGCCAAAUAACAAUGCACACGCUGGAUGGGCGCAGGUUCAGGAAAAAAUGUCAAGGAAAAAUAUUGAAUUGGAUGAACAGAGUAUAGAGGAAAGAUUGUUGCAGAAAUUGUCGGAAGAAGAAGCCACUAGACGGCAGAUUGAAACGCGAAGUGAUAUCCUUGCUCCUAGAAGGAAAGGACCAGCAAUCCCACCAGCGGCUGAAGCAUGAGAAGUCUGUUAAGAAACAUGAUU
This is a messenger RNA of Salvia splendens (bonfire salvia), 1391 nucleotides long. RefSeq lists its product as uncharacterized. NCBI's taxonomy places the organism in Eukaryota, Viridiplantae, Streptophyta, Magnoliopsida, Lamiales, Lamiaceae. The coding region runs from base 178 to 1368 and encodes 396 amino acids. The transcript is spliced from 3 exons. The record is from RefSeq and is a predicted model, not a curated record.